GUAGAUGCGGAUGUGUAGUUCAGAAUACACAUGGUAUUCCGUGUGCUUGUCACACCUUCUUCGCCGUGCAGAACGGGCGUCUCCUAUACUGUCAGGAGGUUGAUCCAUUUUGGUACAGACUAGCCAUUGGUGAUGGUACAGAUUCAGCUGAGAUAUUAUCUGAGCGCGAUCAGGACCGUCAGUUCUUCAUGUCAUUAGUGACCGAGGUACAGGCUAGGGAUCCCGCGAUCAUGAGGUCUGUUUCUCGGGUACUCCAACUUGAAUUGUACCCCGACCGUCGUUCAUUUGAGGAGCCAGAAGUUAAUGCGACGAGUAAAGGUCGGGGAAAGUUGAACAAGGGCUUGCGACGGAACAAAAGUGGGUUUGAGCACGUUAUGGGCAAGUCUACGAGUAGUGGCAAAUCUUCUGCGGCCACUGGAUGGAGAUUCGAUAUGGAACGUUUUCCAUACUUUCAUAGACUUCCACUGACCAUCCAAGAGCAUAUUGAAGGCUGGCUUGAUGUAGUUGCCGAUGGUAAUUGUGGUUUUCGAUGCGUAGCAGAUGCUUUUUGUUCGGGUCAAGACAAUUGGGACAUUGUACGUCGAACUACGGUGAGUGAAUUGCAUCAAAAUGGUCCUCUGUUUCAUUGGAUAUAUGGUGAUGAUCUGAAUGAGGCAAUUACGCGUAUUACAUGGGAAGUUGAUGUUGGAGGUAGGAACGCUCUGCCACAAAGAGAGUUAGCCAUAGCUCAUCUUGGGAGUUACAAGCAUUUCAUUCGGCUUCAACUUAAGCAAGGACACCCGGUCCCUCAGAUUCCUCCACCAUGGUUUAGAGUUGCUUCCCAAAAUGUUCUUUCUUGGGCACAACAUUAUUCAAGACGGACACAACGUUGGGAUUCAUCGUCGACCUCUACGACUCGAACAACGACUAUAACUAUUGAUUAG
Messenger RNA from Beta vulgaris subsp. vulgaris (sugar beet), 923 nucleotides. RefSeq lists its product as uncharacterized. The record is from RefSeq and is a predicted model, not a curated record. NCBI's taxonomy places the organism in Eukaryota, Viridiplantae, Streptophyta, Magnoliopsida, Caryophyllales, Amaranthaceae. Bases 189 to 923 code for a protein of 244 amino acids. The transcript has 3 exons.